Molecule: messenger RNA, 2591 nt
Organism: Sycon ciliatum
Lineage: Eukaryota; Metazoa; Porifera; Calcarea; Leucosolenida; Sycettidae
Exons: 6
Coding region: 34-2157 (707 amino acids)
Biological process (GO): protein phosphorylation; signal transduction
Cellular component (GO): cytoplasm
Molecular function (GO): protein binding; ATP binding; protein kinase activity
Source: RefSeq, a predicted model, not a curated record
CAAGACGAUUGUGUGUUACACUAUUAUAAUGCAAUGGCAAGGUUCAACUUUGAGACUCAGCUCCAAGAGAUACUUGGUGUCCCAGACUCAAUUUGGCUGGGAUGCGUCCAAGUUGACCUGAACAAACCCGAGAUAGGCCGUGGCUCGGAUGCCACUGUGUAUACAAGUGAGUUGGAGGGUCUCCCUGUUGCUGUGAAGGUCUUACAUAGUAUUUUACUCCAACAGGGCAAUGUCGGGCGUGCAGCUCUUCUGCAGCGAUUCGGCACUGAGUGCCUAGUCAUGCGGCGACUGCAGCAUGAAAGAAUUGUGCGACUGCUCGGGAUCGGCAUUGCUCCCAAUCAAUCUCCGUGUAUAGUGGUAGAACUGAUGGCCGGCUCGCUAGGUGAUCGAAUUGGAGCUGUUCCAAGAGAGCCAUUCGCGCAAAGCCUUCAGUAUCUUGUCGACACGGCGGAAGGUUUGCGUUUUCUGCACGGCAAGAACAUUUUGCAUCGCGAUUUGAAACCCCACAACAUCUUGAUCACGGCAGGGAGAGCCAAGAUAGCUGAUGUAGGUUUGGCCCGCUCUCUUCACGGUGGUCAAGGUGCAGACUUGACAACUCUGACACGGUGCCCCGGUACGCCUUAUUUUAUGCCGCCAGAGAGCCUGCAAGUGGGCACAACAUACGACGAAAAACUGGAUGUGUUUUCUCUAGGAGUGGUGAUGCUGUCGCUGCUUGUGGGACGACCGCCUUCCCCAACUGAAGCUACUGUUCUGCUGGAGAAUGGAACGCGGAGAUCAGUUCCGGAGGGUCGCCGACGCAAAGCAGAUCUGGAUCGACUGGGCUCGGAUCACCCACUGCAUUCUCUAAUCGUGUCGUGUCUGCAUGAUGAUCCUGGAUCUAGACCCACAUCGGCUGAUGUUCACAUGCACUUACUGCAGAUCUCACCUCGCUCUAUGUCCGCAGAUCGCUAUUUGAGUCAGUUUGCAGACAUUCUGACUCAACUGCAAACGAUCGCCACACAACAGCAGGCAAUCAUCACCCGAGUGACAGCUGUGGAAGAGAAAGUGAACGGCAUGGAUGCAUUGAGGGAGAGAGUUUCCACCAUCGACACUAACCUCAGUGCCCACUCCUCAACUCUCGCUUCACUCAACUCCAACGUGGAUACACGCUUGGCUGCAGUGGACUCACGCUUUGCUGCAUCGGAUUCACGCUUUGCUGCCCUGGAGUUACUUGCCUCCAGGCAGUUGUCACCUUCACCAUCAACUGCAUCAUCAUCAGCAGCAGCAGUAGUAGCUGCAUCUCAACCAUGGAAGCGUGAUUACACACAGAUCCGCAAAUCAAGGUACUCAUUUGGUAGAUAUGGCAGUGGGAGAGAUCAGUUUAACUGUCCUAGCGGACUAGCAACCAACAAAGCUGGUGACCUGAUCUUCUGUGACACCCGCAACCACAGAAUAAAGAUACACGGUGUUGAUGGCCAGUUCAAGCAGACGACUGGUCGGAAGGGUACAAACUGUGGAGAGUUCGAUUUCCCAACAGCCGUGCAUGUAACAGAUGAUGAACGAGUGAUCAUUGCUGAUGCUUCCAACCACCGACUACAGAUCACUGACAAGGACUUCUCCAAGUUCAGCACCAGAGGAAGUUUUGGAUCAGGAAUUGGCGAGUUCAAUUUCCCAGCUGGUGUUGUCCUAGUGAACCACAGCGCACUGGGCCAGUGCCUUGCUGUGACUGAUACAUGUAACCAUCGGGUUCAGGUUGUGCCAUGCAGUGGUGAGACAGGAUAUGCGUUUGGAACGAGAGGUAGUGGUCAAGGCCAAUUUCAAUUUCCAAGAGGCAUCGCAGUGUACCACAACAGGUUGUUUGUUGCUGACGAGGACAACCAUCGCAUCCAGGUAUGUUAUCAUGUUAAUCUGGCAACAACGUCAACAAUGAUGCCGAAUACGACAACAACCGCAAUGACAACGACGGCAACAACGAUGAUGACGACAGAGACGACGGCGACAACAACAACAACAACAACAACAACAACAACAACGACGACAAAAACGACAAUAACGACAACAGCGACAACAACGACAACAGCGACAACAACAACAACAACAACAACAACUACUACUACUACUAAAACUACAGUACCGGCAACUGAAAUCCGACCCCUGGGCGGUGGGUUUACAUUCUAGCGGUCUCUGUUUCGUAGUUUUACCAUCCCGUGUAGGGUCUUUGCAAUGUGAGCACUGUGAGCUCAGGGGGUCGGAUUUCAGUUGCCUGCACUGUAGUACAGCAGCAGCAGCAGCAGCAGCAGCAGCAGCAGCAGCAAGUUCAGCUUUAUAUUGUUGUGACAGGUCUUUGUAGGUGGUUGUUCCAAACUUUGAUGCUUACACUUCAUUCUGAUUGACUUGACACUUGACUGACUCAUGACUGCCGUCUAGAGCCCAUGAUCAGCAAGUGGAAGGUUUGACUCAGAAAAUCUGCAAAAAUGCCACCCUCUGCUAUAUGCAGUGUUCUGGGGAAUUCCCCCUGUAUCAGCUGAGCUUCAGAACGUUACUGUAAUCUGUGCUCUGAGAGCACUGAAAAAUGUGUUGCUCUCUGGCAAGAGCCGAGAUCCAAAGUUUGG